AUGGCGAAGAUGCUGACCAACCUUAGGAGCGAGGUUUCUCGGAGGGGCGUCUUGGGCACCCUCAUGGCUUGGCACCGGGGCUACCUCAGGCCCGGCGUCAAUUCUGUCCUUGUUGGCACUGACGAGCGAGGCAAUCGUUAUUUUGAGGCCACUGAGCUCCCAUUCGGGCAAGACAGAUGGGUGGAGUACUCCACCUCCGAUGACUGGGGCCACGAUUACGAUGCUUCGCAAGUGCCCCCUGCCUGGCAUGCGUGGCUGCACCACGUCCACGACAAGCCAGUGCCGCACCAGGCGGUGUACAGCAAGCCUCACAAGGAGAACAAGACCGGCUCACAGGAGGCCUACCACCCUCACAACUACGUCUAUGGUCCGCGCGUGAAGAGCACGACCGAUCCCAACUGCGAGGAGUGGGACCCCACCCGCCACUCGCCCUUCAAGGAGAACGAGCUCAGGUGA
Acanthamoeba castellanii str. Neff is the source of this 456-nucleotide messenger RNA. Its product is annotated as NADH dehydrogenase (ubiquinone) 1 alpha subcomplex, 12, putative. Gene Ontology annotation, cellular component: membrane. NCBI's taxonomy places the organism in Eukaryota, Discosea, Longamoebia, Acanthamoebidae. The record is from RefSeq and is a predicted model, not a curated record. The coding region runs from base 1 to 456 and encodes 151 amino acids. The transcript has 4 exons. Gene Ontology annotation, biological process: response to oxidative stress; mitochondrial respiratory chain complex I assembly.